AUGCUGUAUUGGCUGAAGGAAGAAGAGAUGUCUCAUCAGGAGCUAACCCAGAGGCUGUCCACAGUCAUCACCCAUGUCGAUGAAAUUAUGCAGCAAGAGAUCAGGCCGCUGCUCGCUGUCGAUAUCAUGGAACAGCUACACAGACAGUUUGCUACUUUGCCAGGAGGCAGAGGAAAGGAUGGAGCACCCAUUAUUUCCUUCCCCGAAUACCCUAACUUCACAGAGAUUCCUGAUGAUGAUUUUCUGAAUGUUGUUACCUAUUUAACAAGCAUCCCAAGUCUUGAAGCUGCCAGCAUUGGGUUUAUCAUCAUCAUAGACAGACGGAAGGAUAAAUGGAGCUCAGUAAAAGCAUCACUCACUCGUAUAGCUGGAGCCUUCCCAGGGAAUCUGCAGUUGGUUUUUGUUUUGCGCCCAUCUCGCUUUAUACAAAGGACUAUUGCAGACAUUGGAAUUAAAUUCUACAGAGAUGACUUUAGAAUGAAGGUACCGAUAAUUAUGAUAAAUUCUGUUUCGGAUCUUCAUGGAUACAUUGAAAAAAGUCAGUUAACUAAUGAACUGGGAGGUACAUUGGAAUAUAGCCAUGGACAAUGGAUACAGCACAGAACGGCCAUUGAGAGCUUUGCUCAAGUUGUAAAAACGACAGCCCAGAAUUUGCAGACGUUUGGGACCAGCCUGGCAGAGACAGAACUCCCCAAUGAUGUCAUCUGCACAGAGGAGCUGCUCAUAUCACAUACAGAGCAUCAGAGGAAACUCAAAGAUGAUUUAAAGCUAGCAGUGCAACAAGGUGGGACUCUGCUCUCAUGUAUAAAGGAGCCAGUGUCCAAAGACCCAAACUGCAAACUGACUCCGGAUGAACUGGAGAACAUGGCUACUGUUGAAAGGUUACUGGCUCAGUUGGAUGAAACGGAAAAAGCUUUCGGACAGUUUUGGGGCCGCCAUCAUCUGAAAUUAGAACAAUGCUUGCAGCUGCGACACUUUGAGCAUGAUUUCAGAGAGCUGAAGCUUACACUGGAUUCCCUGAUGGAUGCUCAGGCUUCCUUUACAAACAUUGGAGACAGCGUGUCAAGAGUGGAACAGCUUCUCAAAGAGUUAAAGCAACAGGAGGAGAAAGGACAGGGCAUCCUGGAGAAAGCCCAGCUUCAUGCUCUUCAUGGAGACCAGCUAAUACAAAAUAACCACUAUGCUGUGGACUCCAUUAGACCAAAAUGCAUAGAGCUGAGGCGCAUCUGUGAUGACUUCACCAAUGAAACCAAGAAAAAGUACGACAUACUGGGAAAAUCAUUGGAGCUGCACCAGCAACUUGAUAAGGCUAACCAGUGGUGUGAAGAUGGAAUCUACCUGCUAGCCUCUCAAGCAGUGGAUAAAUGUCAGUCGCAGGAUGGUGCAGAGUCAGCUCUACGAGACAUUGAGAAAUUUAUUGGUAGUUCAAAGGUGCACCUGCUGUCCAAUCCUACUGACUUUUAUCACAAGUAUGAAGUCAUCCUCACUGCGGAAAUAAAGGCAAGUUCUCAGAAAGUACUACAGAAGUUGGCUGAUGUUCAGGAAAUGUUUGAGAAGAGACAAGCAAGCUUGAAGAAGCUGGCAGCCAAACAGACAAGACCUGUCCAGCCGGUGGCGCCACAUCCAGAGUCAUCUCCAAAAAGAUCAUCUCCUAAAACGGCUAGGCCAACAUCUUUGGCUACUACUCGAAGAGCUCCAGACAUACCCGCUCCACCUCCAAAGUCACUGUCUGAAGCGGAUCUGUCCAGAAAACGAAACAACAAAAAGGCAAAAGGUGGUAUAAAGAUUGAAGUCAUGCAUGAAGCAAGUCAAGGAGGGACAAGCCGAUCCCUGGUGAUGAGUGAAAGUGAGGAGAACCUCUGCACUAGAAAAAGCCAUAUUAUAAAUGAACUGAUUGAAACAGAACGUGUUUAUGUAGAGGAGCUUCAAAGUAUUAUUGAGGGGUAUGUAUCAUCGUUGGACAAUCCUGACAUGAAUCCUUUGAUUCCUGUGGCUUUACAAAACAGCAAAGAUGUCCUGUUUGGAAACCUUCCUGAAAUCUAUGAAUUCCAUAAAAGAACCUUUUUAAAAGAGCUGGAAAAGUGCAUUGAAGAUGCAGAUUCUCUUGGAAGAUGCUUUUUAAAAAGGAAGGAAGACCUUCAAAUUUAUGAAAAAUAUUGCCAAAAUAAGCCAAGAUCUGAAGCCCUGUGGAGACAGUGUGCUGAAAGUAUUUUCUUUCAGGAAUGUCAAAGGAGACUGGAUCACAAACUUUCUUUAGAUGCUUAUCUCUUAAAACCGGUUCAGAGAAUCACCAAGUAUCAGUUGCUUUUAAAGGAAAUGCUGAAGUGUAGCAAGAAUUCUGAAGGGACAGCUGAGUUAGAAGAAGCCCUUGCAACUGUGUUGGAUAUAAUAAAAUCUGUGAAUGACUCUAUGCACCAAAUAGCUAUUACUGGAUAUGAGGGGGAUCUAAGAGAGCUUGGGAAGCUGCUCAUGCAGGGCUCGUUUAAUGUGUGGACUGAUCACAAGAAAGGCCAUAAUAAAGUAAAAGAUCUAGCCAGAUUCAAGCCCAUGCAAAGGCAUCUCUUUCUGUAUGCUAAAACUCUUCUCUUCUGCAAGAAAAGGGAGGAGAGCACAGAGGGACAUGAGAAAUCUCCUUCCUACAGCUUCAAGCAUGCAUUAAAGAUGAGUUCUGUUGGUAUCACUGAAAAUGUAAAAGGAGAUAACAAGAAGUUUGAAGUUUGGUUUAAUGGCAGAGAAGAAGUGUACAUUAUACAGGCAUCAACUGUUGAAUUGAAAAAUCUUUGGGUAUCUCAAAUUCGAAAAGUUUUGACUGGACAGCUUGAAGCAUGCAGAGAGGCAAGCCAAUUACACCAGAGGAUAACAGAGAGUGUGUACCAUGCUCCUAUGAAUUCUAACAUUGGCAGGCCAAAUAAAACGUCAUUAAACAAUCAAAACAAGGCAGAAUCCGCCAACAAUAAUAACAAGAACAGAACUUCAAGUCCAGUUGGGAGACAAGCGAAAGCUGAUAAUCCUGCCAGUCAUAAUCUUGAGCGCUCAGCGCUUGCUAGAAAAAGGUUCACAUUGCAGGGUCUUUCGAACCGCAGGACUCCACCCAAAGAAUCUAAGGAGAAAGAAGUUGCUCGUCGCUUUUCAUUAGCUUCUUCUAUCAGUUCAACAGCUAUUAAAGUUCCAGCUCGCACAAAAGGUCCACUUGGUCCAGAUGUUAAAGCAAAAAGACAUGAAAUUAAGAGUGACCCAACACCACUGGGUCUCGAAGAUUGGCCAAAGCAUCUUAAUUCUCUUGAAACAUAUGAAGAUUUUUCUGCUAUUCCAUCGAGUAAUGAUGAACUUUCAAAUUCUGAUAUUGAUGAAGAAACCACUACAACCAAAGUUUCCAGCCUUUUCUGUGUUGAAAGUAGCUUUGAGACAUGCUCACCAACAGCCUUUUCCCUUCGGCCAGGGGACGUAGUACAGUUUCAGCAAUGUGGAGAGAAUGGACAGUGGUUAGUGAAAGAGAUUGUUUCAAAACAAAAAGCCUGGGUACCAUCCAGUAUAUUGAUACCGAAAGCAUCUGCCAACGUCUGUCUGAAAGAUAACAGUGCAGAUUACAGUGACACGAAUCAGAUGACAGCAGUUUCUACCAAUAUGAAAGAGAAGCAGAAUGAGCAUAAAAGAAGUCUUGUGGCAGAGCAGAAGGCUGUAAGUUGAACUUGGGUGAGCUGCAUCUUUCUAAUCCAGUGAGCUACAAUGCCACCAACAUUGCCUCACCCGUCAUGGAGCUAGCGAUAAAUGGCUUGAAGUUGCUGAGUAGCUGUGAGAAGAUCUGCAGCGCUUCUUCCCUACAAAUGGCCUAUAUUAGGCCUACAGCAGCGAGAAAUCUGAACUAUGCACGUGGCUCUGUGCAGCUUCUUGGCCUCCUCCAUUGACAGACUAUUUUAUUUGUAUACUGUGAUCAUUUCCUAUCGACUUGAUUUACAUAGAUUGUUAAAUGCACAGAUCAAAGCUUUACUGCAGGAAUAACUAAAGAAGCACCUUCCAAAAAUGUCUACAAACACCAAGUCUGUGCAGCUCCUCUGUUCAGGAGUGACAAAUGUAUUGUAUCUUCAGUAUAACUGGGGAGGAGUAUGUUGUAUAGGAAUUGACUCUUCUUUGUGUCAUCAUUCGGGAGGAUUACCUUAUGGAAACCCAUUAUCAUCUUACGACAGGACAGAAUUUUCUCCUUUUUAAGCCAGAAUGACCAACUUGUACUUUGAAAUGGCCACCUCCUCCUGGCUUAUUGUUAAAUGUCAGGAAAGGGUUGACUAGAAGCACCUAUGUCAGUACAUCAUUUAUAGACAUAGGCAAUUUGUUGUGCAUCUGUCUGUAUAGAACAUUUUUUCAUGAAAUAUGACUCCAUAAGACAUUGACACUGUAUUGCUGGUGAUGUGUAUACACAUGUUCACAGAAGAUAAUGAACUGUUUCACAAUAUGCAAGGUCCCAUCCUUCUUCUGUGUGUCAUACUUCAUUGUGUAAGUUUUUAUACAUUUUCUUAAAUAAGGAUCCAAAUUUGGGAUUAAUAAUGUUGGCUUACGGUCAUGGUACUCCAUGAACUUUCUUGUAUUACUGUUGUAGGAGCCUCAAGAGACACCAUUGUGCUGCUGGAGGUCCUGGAUCCUUAUCAAAAUCUCAGUAUAUCUGCCCCUUAAUGUUUUCCAUUUUUAACUUCACAUACUUGAAAAUAAGCACUUACUGUAAAUGUUUCACUU
Bufo gargarizans (Asiatic toad) is the source of this 4725-nucleotide messenger RNA. It is a transcript of the gene MCF2L2, whose product is annotated as MCF.2 cell line derived transforming sequence-like 2. The record is from RefSeq and is a predicted model, not a curated record. NCBI's taxonomy places the organism in Eukaryota, Metazoa, Chordata, Amphibia, Anura, Bufonidae. Bases 1 to 3687 code for a protein of 1228 amino acids. The transcript is spliced from 33 exons. Gene Ontology annotation, cellular component: cytoplasm. Gene Ontology annotation, molecular function: guanyl-nucleotide exchange factor activity; protein binding. Gene Ontology annotation, biological process: intracellular signal transduction.